This is a messenger RNA of Pelobates cultripes (western spadefoot toad), 21473 nucleotides long. NCBI's taxonomy places the organism in Eukaryota, Metazoa, Chordata, Amphibia, Anura, Pelobatidae. The record is from the annotation of a GenBank genome assembly.
AGCCGCCAGAGGCCGCUGUCGCGAGAUGACGUCGUGUCCCGGGAACUCCCAGCAUGCUCCUGGAAUGUCAGUUUGCCACGUAACGAGCUGCGCUUGGUUGCCUUGUCACAGGUAGCUAACACCGGGAGCGGCCCGAGCUGUCUGUCCUCACCGCCGACACCCCGGGCGAGACAUGGGGGGCUCGCAGAGCGUGGAGAUACCAGGAGGAGGCACGGAGGGAUAUCAUGUGCUGCGGGUAUGUGUGUGCAAGGCCUGAGCCGAUUAACAAAGCAAACUAGCAAGCCAGCCAGCAAACCAGCCAGGGGCCCCCCUCAAACCAGCCAGCCAGGGGCCCCCCUCAAACCAGCCAGCCAGGGGCCCCCCCUCAAACCAACCAGCCAGGGGCCCCCCUCAAACCAGCCAGCCAGGGGCCCCCCUCAAACCAGCCAGCCAGGGGCCCCCCUCAAACCAACCAGCCAGGGGCCCCCCUCAAACCAGCCAGCCAGGGCCCCCCCUCAAACCAACCAGCCAGGGCCCCUCAAACCAACUCAGAGCCCCCCCUCAAAACCAGCCAGCCAGGGGCUCUCAAACCAACAGGGCCUCCUCAAACCCAGCCAGGGGCCCCCUCAAACCAGCAGGACCCCCCUCAAACCAGCCAGCCAGGGCCCCCUCCCAAACCAACCAGCCAGGGCCCCCUCAAACCAACCAGCCCAGGGCCCCCUCCUCAAACCAGCCAGCCAGGGCCCCUCCUCAAACCAACCAGCCAGGGCCCCUCCUCCAAACCAGCCAGCCAGGCCCCCUCAAACAGCCAGCCAGGGCCCCCCUCAAACCAGCCAGCCAGGGCCCCUCUCCAAACCAGCCAGCCCAGGGCCCCCCCCCUCAAACCAGCCAGCAGGGCCCUCCCACUCAAGCCGGCAGCCAGGGGCUACUCAAACCAGCCAGCCCAGGGCCCCUCAAACCAGGCAGCCAGGGCCCCCCUCUCAAACCAGGCAGCCGGGGCCCCCCUCUCAAACCAGGCAGCCGGGGCCCCCCUCUCAAACCAGGCAGCCGGGGCCCCCCUCUCAAACCAGGCAGCCGGGGCCCCCCUCUCAAACCAGGCAGCCGGGGCCCCCCUCUCAAACCAGGCAGCCGGGGCCCCCCUCUCAAACCAGGCAGCCGGGGCCCCCCUCUCAAACCAGGCAGCCGGGGCCCCCCUCUCAAACCAGGCAGCCGGGGGCCCCCUUCAAACCAGCCAGCCGGGGGCCCCCUUCAAACCAGCCAGCCAGAGUCCCCCUGCGGUAGGUACUCCAGCCAGCCAGGGUCCCCCUGCGGUAGGUACUCCAGCCAGCCGGGUCCCCCUGCGGUAGGUACUCCAGCCAGCCGGGUCCCCCUGCGGUAGGUACUCCAGCCAGCCAGGGUCCCCCUGCGGUAGGUACUCCAGCCAGCCAGGGUCCCCCUGCGGUAGGUACUCCAGCCAGCCGGGGGCCCCCUGCGGUAGGUACUCCAGCCAGCCGGGGCCCCCUGCGGUAGGUACUCCAGCCAGCCGGGGGCCCCCUGCGGUAGGUACUCCAGCCAGCCGGGGCCCCCUGCGGUAGGUACUCCAGCCAGCCGGGGGCCCCCUGCGGUAGGUACUCCAGCCAGCCGGGGGCCCCCUGCGGUAGGUACUCCAGCCAGCCGGGGGCCGCCUGCGGUAGGUACUCCGGGUAAGCCAGCCGGGGGCCGCCUGCGGUAGGUACUCCGGGUAACAGCCAGCCGGGGCCGCCUGCGGUAGGUACUCCGGGUAACAGCCAGCCAGGGGCCGCCUGCGGUAGGUACUCCGGGUAACAGCCAGCCAGGGGCUGCCUGCGGUAGGUACUCCGGGUAACAGCCAGCCAGGGGCCGCCUGCGGUAGGUACUCCGGGUAACAGCCAGCCAGGGGCCGCCUGCGGUAGGUACUCCGGGUAACAGCCACCCAGGGGCCGCCUGCGGUAGGUACUCCCGCUGGCCCGCCAUUACAAAUCCAGGGAUACCCAGCUACAUCCCAGGCUGUCAGAGCAUUAUGGGGACUGCAGUCCAUCUACACCAGCAGCAGUCCAGCAGGUCUCUAGAAAUUCCCUGUUACACUAUAGUUAGCUAUGGCUGUCUUCCAGUAUUGAAGCCAUAACCUUAGUAGUAUUUUAAUGUUUUUAAUUUUUAUUAUACAGGCCUGUUAUUAUAGCUUUAUAUAAUAUAUAAAAGAUUUAUCCAGUGCCCUCAACAGUGCUGUUUUAACCAGACAUUGUCAUGGACCCAAAUUAUGCUCUUGUGAUUAGUGUGACAUCCCAUUCUUAAGUAAAAUCAGCUUAAUGAGACAUUCUUGAAUUAAAAUAGACAGAAAAGUCUGCAUUGGACUUUUUACAUUCUAAAAGGGCGUCUCCUGUUCAAUGGGGAAGGUUUUGCCGCUAUAAGGAAUAAUAUAUUGUGAACAGUAUGUAUGGUGCCAGGAUGAUUAUAAUGUGCCUGUGCUAAACAUUGGAAAUGGCUUGGGGAUCCAAUUUCUUAUACCGGACAGGAUUUUACAGGUUUAAACAAUACAUUUGUAACCUAGUUACUUUAGGGUCAAAUCCAUCAACCUGUACAUUUGAUUAAGUAAUGGAGAUAUAGGGAUUAUCUCAAAAAAGAUUAACAAAGUAUGUAUAAAGCACACAGACUGUGCCACUGUCUCUGUAGAAACAUUUGUAUCAUGUAGAGUAAGAAUUACGAUGAUGUACAUAUGUAGUAUUUUUUUUGCCCCCCUCCCACCCACCCAAAAGCUUGCUCUAUAAAAUAACCAUUACAACGGUGUGUAUGUUGUCCUAUUUGGUUUUAAUACCUUUAGGAUUAAGAGUUAGGAAAAUCCUAAUCAGUCUUGACACAACAUUAUUCCAAAAACCAUUAAAAAUUACACAAGAUGAGAAAAUAUUUAUGAAUGAAAAGAUUUGUAAGAUUUAGGAAGGAGAUUUUUGUGAUUGGAUUCAGCAUAGUACCAAACAUUAGUGUGUCUCUUAAGUACAGUAACAAACAGUAGCGUGUUCAUUGUAUAACAGGAUGUACUUAAAUCACGCCAGCUUGGUUUUUGAAAUCUUACUGACCCAGGAAAAAAAUAUAUAUAUUAUUACUUAGAGCAUGUGAAGCAUGCAUGAUUAGCUCUCAAGUCAAUGCUGAGUUGUCCUAGAGAGCUGAAUAUUUAUGUGGUCUUGGCUUCAAACAUGCGGUUAAAACAGCAGUGGAUUUUGUAGAUUUUGGGUUCAGUAUGAAAUCUGGGUGAAUCAUGCACAAAUCUCUGAUUGAAACAGUUUAAAGGAACACGCCAAGCAUGUGGUGGUUUCGGUCCAGAGAGUGUCCCCUUAAAAUAAACAUUUCAUUUAGUAAAAUUUUAAGAAACACUUUGAGCACUAAAGCUACUACAGCCCACUGUAGUGGUUAUGGUACUAGAAAUGUUCUGGCUUCCUCUAAGUAGGCACACUAUUUGAAACCAAUUUGACAAUUUACCUAGGAACAUCCAAUCACAGCUUUUCCUGGUGCUGAAAGCUCCUGCCAGGUGUUUCCGUUCGCUCACCUGAGUUGUAUCGUUUGACAACUUGCCACAGGAGGGCGCCAGGGCACUCCUAGCACCAUAACCACUACAUUGGGUUGGAGUGUUCCUUUAAAGCCAAAAUGUAAUCAAAAGAACUUAAAGGAACAUUCUAAUGCUUGGCAAAUCUACAUGCAUUGCACUUGAGGUGCCUUUGCACAGCACACACGUUUUCCAGUGCCAAACAGGCUAGGAAAUCUAUGGGUCUCCCUGGAGCUGGACUAUCAUGGAUUCCAGUGAGACUUCUUCAGAUAUCUUAGUGCCAGCCAAGUGGUGAUUGCAGCAGUUGGUAAUGGACAAUCCUCAAUUUACCCAUUGCAGCACUUAGAGAACGUGAUUUCAGAUCACUUUCUCCAAGCGCAUGUGAAGGGGAAACCGCACGAGAAUUGAUUCAGUGAUAUGCAGUGGUCAUGGUGAUAGGAGUCUGGAUGUCCACUGUUUCUGUUUGCACUUGUGUGCAGGGGGGCUAGUUAUAUUUGUGAUGCACGUGAUUUUGGUUGCCUGGAACUCGUUUUCCCUAGCCACAACUCUCAUGGCUGUGACUGACACCGCCUCCUUGAAAGAAAGGUUUACUUCAGAAGUUCUUACCUCAGGUUUAGUUGAAGAUUAAUCACACAUAGGAAGCCACUUUUAGCUGUAGCAGGUAAUUAUCAGAGCAGGAGUUCUAAAUUGAAUACACUGUACAAUAAGGGAAGCUUUAAAAAAAAAAAAAAAAAGUCCACUUUUUUCAGGAAGUGUGUAGGGAGACUGUGAGUUACAGCCAUGGGAGGUGUGACCAGAGCUGCAUAAACAAAGAUAUUUAGCUCCUAAAUGGUAGAGAAUUAAGCAGUGAGACUGCAACGACAUGAUCUAUACACCUAGGCUGCUCAAGCUAAAGUUGUUUGUGUGUAAGUAUUAUCUAAAGCUAUUGGCAGUCUUAUGCUGUUGAAUAGGAUUUGAUCAAUAAUGGCUAAGUUCUUGCCUGUGCCACCAUGCACAUAAUUACUUAUUACAGAAGUGAUUUGCAAGAAUCGUGAAAGCUAUUAGACCAUUCCCUAAUUGAGACACAUCACAAGAGGAAGCUUAUACUUCAUCCUACCUCACCAAGAAACUUUAUCAUGCAUUUAAAAAAUCCCCAUUUAGGCUUUAAGACUCCUUCACAGUAGCCAGAAGGUCAAAUGUAAUAGUUACACACAGAAUGCUGUUAAUUGAGUUGCAGAUAAGAAGAUAGCAGCUGUUAUCAACCUUUGCAUCUGUUUCUGAUCUGAUGAAUUGUGUUGCUGGCAAGUGCACUAUAAAGGAACACAAUAGGGUCAGGAACACAAACUUGUAUUCCUGACUCUAUAGUGUUAAAACCACUAUCAGGCUUUCCCUUCUCAUCUCAGAUCUAGAUCAUUAUUGUCUCAUUCAAGAUCUACAGAUUUGACAUGGCCCUCAAAAGUUUUUUUGUAUAUCUUUAUUACUAACCUUGUGUAUUACGUUUCAUACGAAUUGAACUUCACCUGAAUUUUGGUCAUCAGAUGGUGGUCCAAAUUCUGUAAAGCAUAAGUGCCAUAUGAUGAAAAAAACAUCACAAACAAUAGCUGAAUAGCUAUUGCUUUGUAAUUCAGUAUUUUGUUAGCAAUGAAAUAAAAGAUGUAUAAAUAAGAAAGAAAUAAGCCAUAAAUCGACAAUACUGAACACUUAAAAUAUGCAACCAAAUGCUAAAAAGUAACCACACUAGCAAAAUUGUGAAUAUUGACCGAAUUUGAAUGGUAAAAUAUCAUUCUAUUUAGAUUACACAGUUCUGGCUAGAAUUAAUUUUAUUAACUGGGUGCAAAAAUUAGCCUAUAUUUGUACUGCAAUAUAUAAAUACUAUGUAUAUAUAUUUUGCAAUACAAUGACAUGCUCAUAUUUUGGAAUCAAAAUGUUUCCGUUAAGUACAAGCCUACAGGUUCUGUAUUAUAAUGUUAGUCCUGAGUGAUACGCUACCCUGUGCUUUAAAAUGUUGUAAAACUAUAAUUUAACAACCAUUACCUUCCUACUACACCUUUAACAGUGUUAUCUCAGCAUAUUUAUAGUGUGGUAGGCUUCCGUCUUUGUUUCUAUGUUUCACACGCUAUACUGGCUGGUUUAACAACAUCCCGUGAGAAAAGGAGUGGUUUAACAUAACUUGCCAUCCUAGUAAUAAUCCUAUCAAUAACGGGUCAAUCCGUAUGUGUCUUGCAAUUUAACUAAUAUAUUGUGUCAUACUGAUACAUACCAAUAUCCAGGUGCAUUGAGGAUGGUGUAAAUAAAAUAAUUGUUUUAUCUAUGCUCAUGGCAUUAAAGUAACACAGCCACAUAAGCAAUUUGUUGGAAAUGUGGUUUUAAAUGAAUUUAAAUCUUUUAUCAACGCAAGCUAGAACAUGUUUUGGUAAACUUAGUGAAUUUUAAAGGGACAUGGUAAUAAGAUAUGACCCCCAAAAUUAAACCAAAAAAAGGAAAAUACUUUUUAAUUCCAGAAGGUGCAGUGCUUGCACAGCAAGUCCCAUUAGCUGAUAAGUCCCCACUUUCUGAUCUACAUAUUAUUUUUAUUUCCUUAUGUUCUGCAUAGGUUUAUGGAUAAGUAGUUUUUCCCCCAGUAGCAGAUCCACACAUCACAUAUGGAUGUUAUUAACCUAUUCAAAAUCAAGUUAAUUGCUUUGUGCAAGUAUCUUCCAAGCAGCUGAACGCACAUGCACACAGCCACUCUACAUCAUAAUCUUUGCAAUAAUGCAAAGUUCUGUUGGUGUUUAGAGUGACCCUUUCACUGUAUAUAAGAAUUAUUGAAAGCGUGCAUUUUAUAGACCAGGCAUAGACAACCUUCGGCACUCCAGAUGUUUUAGACUACACUUCCCAUGAUGCUUUGCCAGCAUUAUGGGUGUAAGAGCAUUAUGGAGGGUGACGUUUACAACAUCUGGAGUGUCGAUGGUUGCUUAUCCCUGUUAUAGACCAUGGGAAACUAUAUAACAUUACUCCUGUGUGCCUCUUGUGGUCCCUUGCCAUGAUUUUGCUUUAAAUCAGAAUCCACUUUAAAUUCUGAUGUGUCAGUUUUAUAUUUUCUAUAUAUAUCAUUCUCUAAUUGCCUGUUGUGUUUGAAAACUGAAAUCCAGAAUUUUAUUGAAAACUCACUUCCCAAGAUGUGUACAGGCAUCUGAAAUUCUCAGUGUGUUUGUCCAAAUAAAAGCCAUCUUAAGUGAUGUUUCUAUUUUAAAGGGACACUAAAGUCACCCAGACCACUUUAUGUCAAUACAUUUUUAUUCUCCAACAGCUAGUGGAGAGUGGAAAAAUUAAACCAUGCUGUACACUAUAUUGUUUUCUGUAAGAAGUGUAAUCAGAUGGAUUUCAAGAAUACAUUUUAAACCCUUAAUUCCGUUAGGGCGUACUAUGCCGCCCCGCAUUUACUGAGCCUAAAUGCCGUUAGGGCGGCAUAGUACGCCCUUACGAUCUUGCGCUCCCCAACCUCAAUUUACUUACCUGUACCGGCUUUCUUCUCGGCCCUCCAAGGCUAUGUGAUCGCGACGGAUGGCGCAAAUCACAUGACCGCAAAGCAGUUAUGAGACUGCCUGCAGGGGGAAGUCCCCACGGUGUCUGAAAUUAAAGUUAAACUCCCACAUUCAGACAAUAUAUUAUACAUGUAUAAUAAGUUAAUUAAAACACCUGAUUAGCAUAUUAUAUAAUAUAUUUCUUACUGUAUUUUGGUAAAAUACACUUAGAAUUAAAUUAUAUAUGUAUAAUAUGCUAAUCAGGUGUUUUAAUUAACUUAUAUUAUACAUAUAUUACAAAAUAUACAUUAAAGUGUUUGUGUGUGUGUGUGUGUGUGUGUGUGUGUGUGUGUGUAUAUAUAUAUAUAUAUAUAUAUAUAUAUAUAUAUAUAAUUUUAUUUUUUAUCUACUAUAUUUAAUUAAUUAUUAUUCAAAGGAUCUGCCUGAUAACCCAUGCAGAAAGUCCAUUUAAUUUACAAGCCCUAUAUUUAACACUGUAACUUUGUGACUAAGUGGCUACUACAAAAGACUGGACUAACCCAAUUUUGAAUAACCUGGGUUGUCUACUUUUGUGAAUGGCAUGCCAUGAUGGGGGUAAUUCUCAUUCUUUGGCUGCCAUAUGGUCUCAAAGGCAACAUAGGCUCAGCAAACCAAUCUGGAAAACUGAAAUGGGAUAGACCUAUAUUUGUCCCUGUAGCCUUCCAAAACACCAUAAAACCUGUACAUGGGGGGUACAGUUGUACUCGUGAAACAUCGCUGAACACAUACGAGUGAAACUUAAAAUGACAAUGAUAUCAUCAGUGAAAGGGCAUUUUUGUUUCUGAAAAAUACAAGAAAAACUGAUCUGAACGCUAAUUUUGGCCUGGGUUUGUGACUGAGUGGUUACUAAAAAAGACUGGACAUAUCCCAUUUUGAAUACCCUGGGUUGUCUACUUAGGUUAUGGUGCCAUGGCAUACCAUUUGCCAAUCUGGCAAAUUUGAAUGUGUAAAACAUUAAAUGGACAAGCCCUAUAUUUGAUCCUGUAACUUUCCAAAACUCCAUAAUACCUGUACCUGCAGGGUACUAUUUUAGACAUCACUGAACACAAAUAUAGUUAUAGCAGUAAAAUGUAUAACGACGAUGAUAUAAUCAAUGAAAGUGCAGUCUUUGUGUGGAAAAAAUGCAAAAAACUAAUCUGAAUGCUAACUUUGGCCAGAGUUUGUGACCAAGUGGCUACUUCAAAUGACUGGACAUACCCUAUUUUGAAUACACUGGGUUGUCUACUUUUACAAAUGGUAUGCCAUGCUGGGGUUAAUUUUCAUUUCUGGACCGCCUCACAGUCCCAAAGGCAGCAUUGACCCAGCAAAUCAACCUGGCAAAUUUCAAUGUGUAAAAAUUAAAAAGGGGAAAGCCCUAUAUUUGACCCUGUAACUCCAAAACACCAUAAAACCUGUACAUAGUGGGAACUUUUGUACUUGUGAGACAUUGCUGAAUACAAAUAUGAGUAAUUUAAUUCAGUAAAAUGUAACAGUAUUAUGAUGAUUAACAGUUAAAAUGCCAUGCAGAACUUGAAAAAUAACAAAAUUACUUAAAGGGACACUAUAGUCACCUGAACAACUUUAGCUUAAUGAAGCAGUUUUGGUGUAUAGAACAUGCCCCUGCAGCCUCACUGCUCAAUCCUCUGCCAUUUAGGAGUUAAAUACCUUUGUUUAUGAACCCUAGUCACACCUCCAUAAACACUCACUGUAAAGAGAGCCCUAUUUAGGCUUCCUUUAUUGCAAGUUCUGUUUAAUUAAGAUUUUCUUAUCCCCUGCUAUGUUAAUAGCUUGCUAGACCCUGCAAGAGCCUCCUGUAUGGGAUUAAAGUUCAAUUUAGAGAUUGAGAUACAAUUAUUUAAGGUAAAUUACAUCUGUUUGAAAGUGAAACCAGUUUUUUUUUUUUCAUGCAGGCUCUGUCAAUCAUAGCCAGGAGAGGUGUGGCUAGGGCUGCAUAAACAGAAACAAAGUGAUUUAACUCCUAAAUGACAGUGAAUUGAGCAGUGAAAUUGCAGGGUAAUGAUCUAUACACUAAAACUGCUUUAUUUAGCUAAAGUAAUUUAGGUGACUAUAGUGUUCCUUUAAUUUCUCAAAGUCUUUAAAAUGUUAUUCAUAUUAAAGGACCACUAUAGUGCCAGGAAAACAAACUCUUUUUCCUGGCACUAUUGGGUGUUUAGGUCCCCCCGCUGAAGGGGUUAAACACUUACCAUUCUCCAGCGUCGGGCUCCCUCGGCGCUGGUGACCUCUCCUCCCUCUUCCGCAGUCAGCUUUUAAUGCGCAUGCGCAGCAAGAGCCGCUCGCGCAUUUAAACAGGCCAUUGGAAAGCAUUUCUCUCCUAUGGACAUCAGCGUCUUCUCACUGUGAUUUUCACAGUGAGAAGCGCCGAAGCGCCUCUAGAGGCUGGAUUAACUAUUGUAUUAAUAGCAAUUUCUCUGAAACUAUGUUUUCAGCUGCAGGGUUAACACUAGGUGGACCUGGCACCCACACCACUUCAUUGAGCUGAAGUUGUCUUGGUGCCUAUAGUGGGCCUUUAAGUUAUGUUUUAAAUAUAAAUAUUUAAUAUGAAAUAAAAAAACCCUGUUUCUCCUGAACAAAAUGAUAUAUAAUAUGUGUGGGUGUACUUAAUAUCAGAGUUGAAUUAUGGUUGAACAGACAUAUUGCACAAAUUCCAGGUUUUGUUUACGUAUUGUUUUGAUCACAACUUGUACAACUGAUUCCGUCCUUAAGGGGUUAAAUGUAGCAGAAAGCCAUAGAAAAAAGACAAAAGAAAACUGCAGCUUUGUUUAUUAAAAUCAUUAUGUGGUAUGUCCAUUGUCAUACAGGCCUUGAAUCAUGCUUUGUGCUGUUAUUCAAAUGUAAUUUACACGGAUAUUGUGUAAAAUCUUUGAAUUUUGUAAUCAGCUGCUGCUUUAUUUUUCAAUCAGAGUUAUUGUGAAUAGAUCUUUGUACACAUUUAGUCUGUGAGCUGAUUGGGGUAAAAUUCAUGGGAAGUAGAUUUUUGUGCCCGCCAUUCUGUUAAAACAAGCUAUGAACGGAUUGGAUUGCAAUGCCUUUCUAACAUGUCUUUUCUGAUUGAUUAUCUUUACAAGGUGCAAGAAAAUUCUCCUGGACACAAGGCUGGGCUGGAGCAGUUCUUUGACUUUAUUGUUUCAAUCAAUGGGUUAAGAUUGGUAUGUAAUCAGAAAAUUAUAUUUAUUGUAUUUAUAUUAGACUGAUAUGCAGAGCAGGUCUCUUUGGGGCUAUUUCGUCUUCAAAAAUGAAUUUUGUUAUAUACUAGGAUUUGAUUUUUAUUUUUAUAUUAAAGGAACACUAUAGGGUCAGGAACACCAAUGUGUAUACCUGACCCUAUAGUGUUAACUAACCAUUUAGUCCCCCUGGCAAACCUUACCUUCCUUAAAGCUAGUAAACUCUCAUUAUUUCCAGCGCCGUGCGGGUCUGCCAGAGCUGGCUCCGCCCCCGGUCCGCCUCCUUGGCUAACAUCAUCAGAAUUGAUUAUCUCAGCCAAUCCAAUGUUUUCCUGUAGGAAAGCAUUGGAUUAGCUGAGAUGGUUAAUUCUGAUAAUCUUCUCCAAGGAGGCAGGCCGGGGCAGAGCCAAAUACUGUCCUGGCCUAUCAUCAUCUACUCAUAUCAAUGCAUCUUUAUGGGGAAAAGUUUAGCCUCUCAAUGCAGAGCUUGGAGACGCUGAACGUCAGUGCUGUACACUUUGAGUGGCCACUGGAAGUGUCCCUAGCUUUUACUAUUAUGUAAACACUCACUUUUCCCUUAGGAUUAGAAAUGGGUUUUAAAAGUUGUGUGUAGCUUUGUUAUAUAAUCCCAACCAUACAUAUCCCUUCAAAUAUGUUUCCCCCCAGCUGUCCAUAUCCUCUACAGUCAUGUUGCAUCUUCCCAUGUAUUCAUAUUUCCUUCCCUCUUUCUAUACAUGCUAUUUUAAAAAUGGUCUUACGUCCACAACCAUACUCCAUCCCCAGCAAAACGGUUGCCCCUUGUAACUGUUCCCCUCCCCCCAAUUAUGAUCCCUCUUCACAGAUCCAUCUUGUAAACCUGUGCUCUGUCUUCAUACUGAUAAAUAGUAACUGAUUGAUUUUACAUGGAUUGGUGCUUUAAAAUGUGUGAUCUCAACAAUUCUACACACAUUUGUUUUUAUGUUUUAUCAAAUGUCUUUCAAUACUCACCUCUACAUUCAUUGAUUAAUGUAGUGUGGUUCUGGUGUCUAUAGCCUUUCCCUGCAGGCUUUUUAGUGUAAAUCAGAAAGCCAAUAGAAGUGCUUCCUAUCUCAGUGCUGCACAGUGUACAGCAACUAAGUUCAAAGUCUCCACGCUUUGCAUGGAGACCCUGAAUGCUCUCCAUAGAGAUGCAUUGAUUCUAUUAGGAAAUGCAGAUUGGGGCAGUGUGGGAUUUUGCUGCAUGUGCACAAUAGCCCUCCAUUGCUUUUCUAUGGGAAAGCAUUGAAUUGGCUGAUAUCAAAAUUGAUUUAAGCCACAGUGAGAAUGGAGAAAAGGCAAGUCUAAGCUGGUUCUCCAGCACUAUAAUUUUAGGGCUACAUGUUUGUAGUCCUAACACUAUAAUGUUCCUAUAUUCCUUAAAUUGCAAGCUAAUCUAAUGACUUUGGUCCAAAUUUUACUUAUACUUUUUUAUGACUUUGCUUCAUCCUGAUUCUAAAAUGUUAGGCUGUCUGUUUUUGUAUGCAUUUUGUUCUCAUAUAUAUAUAUAUAUUUUUUUUUUUUGCACUAUGCCUAUUGCCUUGAAUAGUAUCUUGUAGUAUAGAUUAAAAAAAUAAGUCCCCUCUUAUUCAUAGAAUAAAGACAAUGAUACCCUGAAGGAUCUGCUAAAAGCCAGUGUCGAGAAGCCAGUUAAAAUGGUGGUCUACAGCAGCAAGACUCUGGAACUUAGGGAGACCACAGUGACACCAAGCAACAUGUGGGGAGGACAAGGCUUGCUGGGAGUUAGCAUACGUUUCUGCAGCUUUGAUGGAGCAAAUGAGAACGUAUGGCAUGUCUUGGUAAGUAAAUGUUCAUAUUGUGGAGUGCCUUUCUUCAUGGAUAUACCACCACUAAGAGGAAUUGCAGUGCUCCAUAGUUUAGACUUUGUAGAUUUGUUUUGGUUAGGGUUUUGUCGAAAACUGAGAUGCAGCUGCAGGCUAAAUGAUUUACAGCCAUAAUACAAUCACUAAAUCUGUUUCUAUAUAGCAUUAAAUAGACCUAUAGCUUGUUUUGUAUGGUGCGUUUCAACAGCACCUUACUUCUAGAUUCUCCUGUAUCUAAACGGUAAUAAUAAAAAUAAAAACAAUAUUCCUAGGUUUCAGAUACUAAUGUACAUUUGCUGUGGAUAGAUAUAUAAUACAAUAUUUACGUGUUAUACACAAAUCCAAUUCAUUUUACUGUGAGUGUCCAUUUUGCUCCCAUACAUUCAACAGUAUCCACUCCCAACUCCUCGUUCGAGAUCAACAUAUUUGCAUUUAGGUACCAGUUCCACUUUCAUUGGUUAUGGUCUGUGCUUCCUUUUGGUUGUUUGACAUCACAGCCGAGCUGCUGUCUGCAUUGCAUGUAUUGUAAAUAUUAGGGUUAGCAUGUCCUAACUAAUUGGUGCUUUUAUUUCUUCUGUCAUUCCAGGAGGUGGAACCAAAUUCCCCCGCAGCACUGGCUGGUUUGAGAACCAACACUGACUACAUUAUAGGAGCAGACACUGUAAUGAAUGAGGUUGUUACCAUUUUUGUUUACUCUGUAUUGUAUUUUGUACCAUUAAUUCCUUUCAGUAUUUGUACAUGUAUAUUUUAGGAUUUAGCAUGGUUACAAUAUAUGAACAAAUUUUUGUAUAAGGAAAGAAGGGGGGGAUAAACAAGAAAUGCCAAGCACCGUGUAUAUUCAGUACAUUACACUAUGCGUAUUCUGAUAUAAGGGUUAAAUUAGCAGGUGUCACCACCUCUCAGUGUCAGAAGUGACACCUAUGCAGUACAUUUGCCAUCAUUGGUCUACAGGAUAACCAACAUGGUACCUUUACUUACUGUUUUUAGGAGGAUAUCAGGUAUAUCUUCCCAAUGAGACCUGUGAGAGGAUAACACACGUGGUUCCUUUAUUUGCUUUCUUGAAGGAAUGUUGGGGUUUUUGAAUCAAGUGUGGGGAAGACUUAACCUGGCAUUUUGCAUCUGGUCUGAAUGCUGUACCAGACGUAGUCUGUAUGCUAUCUUUUAGAGCCUUGCAGAUUGCAAUUGAUGGGACAAUAAGCUGAAAAUUAUUCACAAACCAUGAUCUGUAUGCAAUGAUGAUUAACCAUGAUAUGACAGCUUUUCCAAAUAAAGUGCAGUGUCUAAUUUAUCCAUCGCUGAUCUAAAGAUGCUUAUUUUCUUUUCUUUAUAAAUAUCAUUUUCUGUUUAAUUUUCAGCUCCUUGCCUCAAGGUUAAUUUUUGGUUACAUACUUUCUAAUGUUUCUUUAUGUUUAAUCUUGACGCAAGGAGCUGAAGGUUAAUUUUUGGUUACAUACUUUCUAAUGUUGGAUUAUUUUUCUCUUGCAGUCAGAAGACCUUUUCUCGCUCAUCGAGACCCAUGAAGGAAAACCAUUAAAAUUGUAUGUGUACAACACAGAUACAGACAACUGUAGGGAGGUUGUCAUAACGCCGAAUUCUGCUUGGGGAGGAGAGGGCAGGUAAGAAAAUCUAUCCUUCUAGAGGUGGAGAGGUACUGUUAAUAUCUAUCCAAAAACCAGAGCGGAACCCCUUUCAGAGGCAGCAUUAUACCAGCUUAGAAUAUUGUAGCUUUGCUUCUAAGAAGAAUUACAUUUCGAAAUGGCAACCAAUAUCUCCAUCCUAGCGGAUCUCACAAGUCCCUCCUUAGACUGUCACAGGAUCGUUAAAAAACAGCCUGAAUCACACAGCCGUCAUUAGCAGUGAUCGGGGAAACUGACAGAAUAGGACGGUGGAAGUUUUGCCUUUUGUCAACCUCAGUACUUGCCAUAAGGCUUAUCAUCCACUGUAGGCAUCAGUGUUGUAUUCUCGCACCCUAACGUUUACAGAGCGACUUUAACAUGUUUUAAAACAUUUAAAAACCCUGAAAUAUCUCUUUAAAUAGCAAGACAAUCCGAGCUUAGUCGAUACUGUGAUAUCAUUCCCUUAUGCCAUUUUUGAUCUAUUUGCACUUGGACAAAACAACAUGGUAUGUUUGUCAGACUUUUUAUUCUGUUUUUGAGUGAAUACACUAAUGUUUCAACUGCUGUACCAGUUACGUAGUUUCACUGUUAUACUAACAUUGCUAUCCAGGACUAUGGGCAGUGGACUUUCCACUAACAUCACACUACCUUCUUUCAUUUCUACAGCUUGGGGUGUGGUAUUGGAUAUGGAUACCUACAUCGGAUACCAACGCGGCCUUUCGAGGAGGGCAAGAACAUUUCUUUGCCUGGCCAAGUUCCCGGGGCACCAUUGAGUCCUCUGAAAGAUGGUUUUACAGAGGUGUGUAUUUCAUAAACCAUAACUCCUUCUUGUUCCAAAAAAUUAAUCUAUUACAUCAUGGCUCCUAGGUCAUUAAAUUCCACAAUAAAAUAAAGCUGGGGCUGUUUCCUGCUGGUUCUGUGGAAACCACAGUAUCUCUUAGUAAAUGUGGGGCCAACCAUUUUUGCAGAGGGGGUGUCCCAAGAACCGACUAUCUAUGUAGAUCACUUAAAGUAAGUACUGCUCAGAGCCCUUUAAAUUACUAUGUUUAGCUAUGGACAGAUUAAAUUGAUGGAGUCACAGGUCUCCCUGCACACCACAUUCGCCCCUGAUUACAUGACACAGGUCAUGAUCAGUGCUAGGUUACGCAUGCUGCCUUGUGCCAGUCACUGCUUGUAAUCAGGCAGGAAGAAAAAAAAUAAAAUGACAUAUUGUAAUGAUUGAGCACCUAAGAGGGAGCUAUUCCCUCUCACUCUGUACAUUGUAUUCUAGGGAAACUCUCAGCAGUGACAUCUGCUGGGGAAAUUCCUCUGCCAACAGUAGGAACCAAGAUUUAGGGGUUGGAUGAGGGUUGACAUUUUAAGGGUUAUUUACAGAUACAGCAUUUAGGAUUAGUUAUACGUUGUUUAGAGUUACAGGUAAUUUGGGAUUUAGGGAUAAGGAAUGUCACAGAUAAGUGCUUUUCUCAGCCAGGCACAGGUUGGAGAGUGAUGAGGGGUCACAGUUGAUGGCAUUAGUAAGGUUGGGUACCCUCCAACACUUUUUAACUAUAACCUUUCUCCAAUCCAAAGACUUCAAUAUACCACAAUGCUGGGGUCACAGAAAAAUAUCCUCAAAAUAAAUUCUGUAUAAUGUUCUUGGUGCCUUCUUUUGCAGAUUGUGCACAUUUGUGCAGUGAGGUGGCUGCAUUAACAUGCUCCACCAAAAACUUGGGAAAGUUCUAAAUGUGGGUGGUACGAAAAGAUCUAAAGCUAAGCAAGCUUUACCCCCCCCACCCCCCAGAUGCAGUACAUACACAAACAUGCAAUACUAAUCAUUACAUGAAAACUGAAAAAGGGGUUUGUUGUUUUGGUAAGGGAGAUUUUAUAUAUUUUUAUAUAUAUAUAUAUAUAUAUAUAUAUAUAUAUAUAUAUAUAUAUAUUUAUUAUGUAACUAUCACAUUAAUGUGCUGUGUAUUAAAAAUGUGAAAACACCCACACAUUAAAAGUUUAAAAUCUUUAAUCCUUUUUUUUGGUCUGAAGCACCACUUAUCUUCUAAGACCAUACACAAUUUAAAGGUGUAAAACCCUCAGAAUAUGUAUUAUUGAGUCCAUGUGUGCUUGCUCAUGAUUUCAACAUCUGUGAACACACACUAACUCUUAAUGGCACGAGUGUGUUUUGGUCAGAUAAGCUGUGAUUCUGACCAGAGGCACAAAGAUGGCUGUUCCUUCCAGGGGUUACAAUACAUAUGUAGUCUUUUAUUUUGAUUAAAAAUGACGAUAAUAUUCUUUAGAAGAGAAUAAACAUAUCUGUACACUUCAAUAGCAUAAUCUGUUAAUUAACUUUUUAUGUCUUGCAAAGUGCCACCAAAAUUUUAUGAUGUGGAUUUUGAAAUGAGCAGAGUAUUUGAUUUGUUUUAUUUUAGGUGCAGUUAUCCUCUGUAAACUCUCCCUCCCCUUUACCGCUUGGAACUGCAGGAAUUGAAGUAAACCUUUCUGGACUCUCCAUUGGCUCAAAUACACCUGCAGCCACUAGUGCUCUUAAUUCAGGUAGUGAUUACAUUUUUGUUACUUAUAGACUCUAAUUGUUUGGAAAAUACAUCAUCAAUUGUUACUUUCCUAGUUUUCACCUAGUGUAUAAUUAUUUACUAAUCACUUGCAUUCAAGAAUUUAUUUUCCCUAAAAGAAACCAAUCCACCUUGCAAGAGUUUGGGAUUGAUUAAUCUGCACGGGGAGAUUCACAAUGUGUAAUGCUGCGAGUACCUUAUGGAUCUACCCUGGGAGUCUCUGGGUUAUAAUAUUAAUAAAACCCUAAUUGAAUGGUCCGGGCUACUUUAACGACAUGCUAAUUUGUGUAAUAAGCAUGCCAGCCUUGUAGAUGUUUAGGCUUUCUAAUUCACUUAUGCCAGUUUAUAGAAAAUAAUUGUGUGUGUAUUAUGGGACUAUGAAAUAUCAAUUUUUUAUCUUAGCUGUAGCAGAGAAGCUGGGACAUUUAUUUUCCAAUUAAUCUAAAUGCAAGUAAAUGGUGAGGCAAACUCCUUUUUUCUUUUAAACACCCUUAAUUUCUCAAAAGUGAAUUUACACUUUAGUAAAUGAUCCUUAUUAGAUUAAUGAAGAUGGCAAAGGUAGGAAGACACAUCUAACAGCUCCUCACCACCACCACUUGUGCUCCUCUGCCCCUGCCCCAUUUGUGUUUCUGUGCCUAUACGCCACAGUUUCCCAUAUCUAUUUGUCUGCCCCAUACACUUAUCUUCUGUCCAUCAGUCCCAUACACCCAAUUAGUCCAGAAAUAUAUUUUUAAAAAUAACAGGUGCCCUAUGUUGGUACAUGUCUGGCAACUUAGGAAUAACCCUGGUGCACCCUAUCUGGAUCUGCAGAUGAUUCCUUGGAGUUCUCUCCCCGUGUCCCCAGCACUGAAACCUUUGUUUCAGGGCAGAAUGUUGUGGAGCGAGACAUGAGACAGACCAAACAGCCAUGGGUGUGUUCUGUAUCACACAUUGUAUAAGAUGAGUGUCUCUAUGAGAUUUAUUGAAAUAACAUUUCAGAAUGGUUAUUAAUUUUAUUUAUAAAGCUGCUUUGUACGGAUGGUGGACUAACAAACAAGUUAUUGCAGUAAGGCAAGAUGGACAUACAGGAACAGAAGAUGCUGAGGUCCCAGUUCCGAAGAGCUCACAUUCUAAUUUGAGUGAAUGUUUUUGGUUAUUAUAUGCUGCCUUAUUUAGAUUUAGUGAUCUGUGCUUAGACAGAUAACUGAAAAUGGUAGUUAGUCACCAAUAUCCUUUACAAAUACCUAAAAUGUUUGACAGUUUAAAGGUAAUGGUUUUUUAUUUUUUAUUUUUUAGGUUUGCCAACAGUUCCUGUAUUAACCCCCCAAAUUAAUCAUUCUCUUGCCUCUGUUCCGCUAAAUCCAGCAGUUUCACUCCCAGGUAAUUUAUUGUAUUUCUUAUUGUGUGAGCACACUUUAUUUUAAUGAAAUGCGAGAAGUUUCCACUGUAAACAGAAUAUGUUUCUGAAUAUCAGACCAAAGGCAGAAUGUGUGGCACAAAACUAAAGCACUAGAAAUUGAUCACAUCAAUCCGUGUUCCCUAUGUCAAACAUUAAGCCAACAUUAUUGCACUCUUGUACGCUGGCCAUGAAUACUACAGAGAUCUCCUCACAGAUUGCUGAAGGUUUACGUAUCAGAGUGCCCUGAUAAACGGCCAGAAACACUGAAAUACUGCAAAUGUAUUUAUUUUUCCUUUUAUAUAGCGUGAAUUUUACGCAUCCUUGGUGUAAUAAUUUCCUCUGUAACUACACUAAAGUGCUGCAGUAAGUGGGGUUUGUUCAGAGUUAGUGGUGCCAGAUCCAGCAUAUUUCCCUGGACCCAUCAUUUCUGUAGGCUGAUGUGCAGCACAUGAAUAGGGAUCCCCCGUAGCAUGCUGUAAAAUCGUAAAGUGAGGAUUGCUCCUAGAUUUAAUUAAAUAAAUAAAAAUUUCUCCUGAAUUAUUCCGAUGGUGCACACUGCACAGCAGUAUUUUUCAUUGUCUGCCAAUCAGGAAGUAGGAAUUAAAGAAUUAACGUGGAGACGGAAAAAUGUGUUGAAUCUUGCAAUCCAAUCCAUAGGCUGGUAGUGUAUAGUAUAGUUGGUUGUUGCUUAGGAGAACAAAUAUAACUACUUAACUUGCAGGUUUCUAUAAUUUCAAGUCAGUGGAUAAUAUGAUCUGUCCUAAUAUUUAAAAGUAAACGGUGGAAGAGAUCAACCUGUAGUAGAAAAAGAAUUGUGGAUAUAUUGCCUUCGUCCAUGUAUUAUACUCGUGUUUAAGUUACAGUAAGUAUGUGAACUUCUGAUUUCAUGUUUUUUUUCUUUUUCUCAAGGUCUCAUGCCAUUAUCUACUGGACUCCCUACACUAACAAACCUUCCAAAUCUCCACAAUCUGCCAGCUCCACACAUAAUUCCAAGGCCAGGAUUGCCAGACCCUACACUUACACGUAUGUAUUCAUGCUGGGAACAUGAUCUUUUACUUAUUCCCAACUCAAGUAAAUGUUGGAAACAGUAGCUUACUUCUGGGCAGCAAAUGAGUCAUUGAUCUCAUCAGUCCGACACGCUCACGAUAUUUGUAAAGUAUAUAUAUGUGUCUGAAUAUGGUGGCUAACCUUCCCACCUCACAUGUGAACUAUAUUUCCCAUGAUCCUUGUGACUGGCUAGGUAUUGUUGGCUAUGCGCACCUCACAUGUGAACUAUAUUUCCCUUGAUCCUUGUGACUGGCUAGGCAUUGUUGGCAAUGCACCUCACAUGUGAACUAUAUUUCCCUUGAUCCUUGUGACUGGCUAGGCAUUGUUUGCAAUGCACCUCACAUGUGAACUAUAUUUCCCAUGAUCCUUGUGACUGGCUAGGCAUUGUUGGCAAUGCACCUCACAUGUGAACUAUAUUUCCCAUGAUCCUUGUGACUGGCUAGGUAUUGUUGGCAAUGCACCUCACAUGUGAACUAUAUUUCCUUUGAUCCUUGUGACUGGCUAGGCAUUGUUGGCAAUGCACCUCACAUGUGAACUAUAUUUCCCAUGAUCCUUGUGACUGGCUAGGUAUUGUUGGCAAUGCACCUCACAUGUGAACUAUAUUUCCCAUGAUCCUUGUGACUGGCUAGGUAUUGUUGGCAAUGCACCUCACAUGUGAACUAUAUUUCCCAUGAUCCUUGUGACUGGCUAGGUAUUGUUGGCAAUGCACCUCACAUGUGAACUAUAUUUCCGUUGAUCCUUGUGACUGGCUAGGCAUUGUUGGCUAUGCGCACCUUACAUGUGAACUAUAUUUCCCAUGAUCCUUGUGACUGGCUAGGUAUUGUUGGCAAUGCGCACCUCACAUGUGAACUAUAUUUCCCAUGAUCCUUGUGACUGGCUAGGUAUUGUUGGCAAUGCACCUCACAUGUGAACUAUAUUUCCUUUGAUCCUUGUGACUGGCUAGGCAUUGUUGGCAAUGCAGUUGGCUUGCAAAUCUACUUGAGCAUUACUCCAGGUUACAUAAAAUCUUAAUUCUUUAAUUUGGCUUUCCCAGAUACAAAAUAGCACAUGAAGACCUCUUCCAAUGUAUAAGUAACAGUUAAAAUUAGCUUUUAAUAUUCUCUCUAUUGCUUCAAGGAUCUGCACUUUGUAAUAGGCAGAUAAUGAAUAUGAUUUGAGUUUUGAUUGGCUGCUGGUGUUUUAAGCCACAAUAAGGAGGCAGUGAAAGUUGCAGUGGGUGACCGGAUUUAAAUAGCCCACUUAACUAUCUGAUUCAUGUUUCUAGCCAAGUUCAUAAAAGGUUAGUUUAGAUUUUGGAUUUUUCUCUUUUGUCUCUUGGUAGCUUUUUAAAACCGUUGCAUACCAGGCAAGGCCUAUAACUUGCUUUCAGACUAUUUUAAAACAUUUCUGACACUUGAUCCAUAUGUAUGAAAUGUAUGCUAGAUUUUGCUCACUCUCUUUUCCUCUUUCAAGCAGCUUUUAAUAGUUUUGGUUGUAAUUCUGCUUUUUUUUUUCCUCUUGCAGUUUCAAAUUUGCCUCCCAUUCAUUCAUUACAAGCUUUGAACCUAUCUGGACUUCCACCCCUGUCGAUAAAUCCUCAUCUCUCUGCCUUUCCCAUGGCACCACUUCCCAGUGACCUAAUUCCAUCACUGCUGGAUCACACUCCCCCAGCACCCCAGACAGAGAACGUCACUGCAACCAGUGAAGACUGCUGCCAUGCGCCCCAUAUGGCCACAGAGAAAGUUUCCAUCAGUAGUACAGAAGCAAGCACCCCUGAAUCAUCUUAAGACCUUCUGUGCGGAUUGGCUUAAUGUAUUUAUUUAGCCACAGAAUGCAAGCAAUCGUUAACUCUGUACUAGUUUGUACUUAUAUGUAGGAGACCUGUAAAUAAAAUAAAGGCUAGCUAUGAAGAGUUUAAGGUCAAAGAAAAUGGAAACAGAUGGAGAAAAUGCCAAACUAUGAAGUGAUUGUAAAUUAUUUUAACAUAAGUUUUCCCAUCUGAAAAUAUCCUUAAUAAAGUUAUAGAACGUGCACUCUUAAUGCGUGUAUGGUUUAUCCAAAUCAUUUGAACUUUUGCGUUACCAGAAACUGUCAUUCAAUAGAUUUCAGGUCUCUAGCAAUGAAAAGGUCAGCAACUUGUAAUGUCUACUACACUGCUUAAAAGACAAUACCAGGGAUGGCAUUUAAGUGGAAAGAUUGUUAAGGAAUAUAUAUAUAGGUUUUAGUUUAAUCUGGGAUGUAUAUGCACACAGCAAUAAAUUACUGUAAUUUUACAUUUUAAUGUGUAGCCCUUUUUUUUUUUUUUUAAACUAGUGUUUAAAAUACAUUCCAUACCGGGACGCAUGCUUAAUAACAACAGGAGUUUAUUAAAGAUUAAUAUAUCAUAGCUAUGCUGGAUAAUCACAGACUGUCCACUUUAAUCUGUAUCUUACCCAGAACCACUGACUAAUGCAUUUUGUUUUUAUAAGUAUUAAUUAAAAUUGAAUUUGUGCCAAUGUAAUUUUACUAAUGCCAGACAAGUUUUGUUUUUUUUCUUCAAACAUUCAAGAUUAUUUGGGUUUCAAACUUUGGAUAUGAAAGAUAUUUUAACCUUGGAUCAUAUUUUAUUUAUUAUAAAAGUGAUAUGUGAUUUAGGUUUCAAUGCAACCAAGACUGGUGGUUUUUAAAAUUGGUCACAUUGUCUGCUUUGUAACGACCAUUUGUGAGUGGUACAAAAAUGGCACAAACUAUCACACAAUACAGCAUGGUUACAUAGUAUCUGUGUGUAUUGUUUUAUUAAAUUACACCAUGAGCCAAGAUUUUGUUUACUGUCUGGAAUGCCGACUGUGUAUUUCUUAAUCCUUGGUGUGUGUUCCUCUCGAUACCUUCAAUAAAAAAAA